Trichomonas vaginalis G3 is the source of this 4746-nucleotide messenger RNA. Its product is annotated as guanylate cyclase protein. The transcript has a single exon. Gene Ontology annotation, molecular function: guanylate cyclase activity; peptide receptor activity. Bases 1 to 4746 code for a protein of 1581 amino acids. Gene Ontology annotation, biological process: cGMP biosynthetic process; receptor guanylyl cyclase signaling pathway; intracellular signal transduction. Lineage: Eukaryota; Parabasalia; Trichomonadida; Trichomonadidae. The record is from RefSeq and is a predicted model, not a curated record.
AUGAGAAGUGAGGCUUCUUUUAGUUCCCUUGCUUCGAGAACGCGAUCUACAUCAGGUCUGAGCUCAGGAGAUGGAAACGGUGAUUUUGAAUCUCAAGCUUCUAAAAUCGACAAGAUUUUUCCUUUAUAUGAUGAAAUGUUCAAAUCUGGCUAUGUUCCGUCAAUCUUAUCGCAACUACUAACCAUUGAAAUAUUCAUUCAAUUCAUCGGUUACUCAUUUUGGCCAGCAUUCUUUUUCACUGAACUUGACAAUCGUUGGGAUGGAGUAUGCGCCCUUUGGAUUUACAGAGUAUCUUUUCUAUCUAAAGUAAGUCAUGAAGUACCAGACCUUACUAUUAACUUAAUUGUUUUCAGCUUCAUGUUAUUCCUUAUUAUUCUAUCUGUAGGCAUUGAACUAGGUAUCUAUCUCAGAACAAGAAGAUUCAACAAGGUUUCUUUAUCAUUUGCAAGGAUCUGCAUAGACAUAAUACCACAACUUUGUGUAAUUCCGAGUUCGUUUUUUGCCGGCUUAUGCCUCAGAUACUCUAUUAGGCUGAAGAAACCAAUCAUAAUUGUCUAUUGCGUCAUUUCAUUUCUCUACCUCUUUGCUUUUUUGGCUUUUCAUUUCAUUCAAUCAUAUUUUUCAGCGAGUCUUCCAUAUAUUGGAGAGUCAAACUUGUUCUGUUGGUCGGGUUCAUUCCUUUUCCAGCUCUUAGCAAUACCAGCUUUCUUUAUUAUUUUAUCAUUUUUGACAGAUUUCUUUCCAACGUAUUUCAAAGUACUCACUGUUGUUCUGAAGAUACUCUUUAAUGCAUAUUUCUAUUACAAAUGCUUCUUCUUCCCCUUUGCCCAUACAAAAAUGAAUUAUAUCUUUAAUUCCUUAUUUUUAGGUAUAACUGUUGAUGAUGUUCUUGUAUUAAUAGGUUGUUUAGGCUAUCGUACAAGGUUUUAUUUCGCUUAUGCUACAACUUUUGGCUUUUUCUUUAUUUCAUGUUUCUAUUGCAAAUGGGUAUUUUCAAUUCGCUCUCGAAAGAUCUGUUUCAGACUGUCAUACGAAGCUUUAGAAACAGUUGACGAAGAAUUGCCAAAUGUUGAAUAUCAAAAUACAGAAAAUGCUGCUUUAUUAUGCCAAGAUGAGAAAACAAGGAAGUUAUUUAAUAAGAUAGGUCUCCAGAAAUCGGAAGCGAAUUGCGAGUUAUAUUUUAGAGUAGGAUUAGCAAACAGAUCUCAACUGUUUUUGAAUUGGUCGUUGCUAAAAUAUGCUUCGGAAUUCCAUAGAACGGCACACAUGGCAACAAUCAUCACCCAGUUCAUGUCGUUCUUCCCUUGCGAAACAAGAUUAUUAUCAAGUUUCCAGAAACAAGCUUGCCAGCACAGAUUGAACUUCUUCCAGAGAUUUCUCAUCUUCCAAAUCGAUUCAAUCAAGAGAUUACGCCAAUCUUCGGCCAGUAGAGAAAUUUCGGAAAAAUUAUUACACCUCAAAAACGCAUCUAAUGCAUUAAUUGAUGAUGUUAAGAAGUUCUGGAUCAACUGCCAAGAUGAUGCCUCCAUAUUUUACGAUAUAAGUAUGAAAACCAAAAAUUUAUCAGAAUUAUAUCGAGAAGCAAUGCAGCAAUGGCCUAAUAAUAUCAGAUUAUGUGAAGGAUACUCACGAAUGUUGAUCGAAGGAGCCAUGGAUUUCAAGAAAGGUGUUUUAAUGAAAUAUCGAGUAGAUUCAAUCGAACAAGGAAAGAAUUUCGCCAUUGAUUUAUCCUUUAGAUCACUUGUACGUGCUUAUCCUGAGUAUUUGAAGAAAGGAGUAAUGGAUUUACAAGGAAAUUUCCGAAUUCAUAAAAGUGAAAACGGAGAAAACACUUCAUCAUCAGGAUCUAACAAUUUAAAGAGAUCUUCUGUAAGUUCAGGAACAAUUGAUGGAAUAUUAGAUCCAGAAAUUGAAGAAACAGUUGCAAAACAAUGUUUUACUUAUCACAGAUUAAGAUUAGAGUUCCAAACUGCAUUAGAAAACAGGAAACUGAAUUAUAUGAAAUAUCUACAUGCUUCCAUCCUUUGGUCUUUGUUUUUAGUUGUUACUUUAGCGAUUGGUUACUAUUGUUACUACCAAGGACAUUAUGAUGACAGAACACAUUCAAUUGAACGACAAAUUGAUUUUAAUUUUGUUGAAUUUAACUUUGAUUUGGCGUUUACUACUUCUACAUUUUUGAUUAUGAACUCUGUUGGUAUUGUUCCUUUACCUUUCUUCCAACAGAUCAUGGCAAUCGAAGGAAAUCCAUUUGAAAUUGAUAUAAAGAAUGGUAAAAAUGAAGUUGGAAGACAUUCUGAUGGAUCAUCAAGAAAUUUGACUGCUUGCAUGCAAGAUAUCAUGGAAUCCGCAAUCAGGGGUGAUGAUGUUGAAUCAUUGUUUGUAGAAAUGAUAUCAAGAGUCGUUCCCGUUCAUUUAUGCAAUGGACCAAUCAUAUUAAAUAAUUCAAUCAACGAAUUUCUUAAAGAAUUAUUCGUUAGAUUGACUGUAAACCUCAGAUACCUUGCAACAAUGUCAGGAAGAGCUUUGAUUAUGGAUCCGAAAUCAUGUGAACUGUUAAGUAACAUGAAAAGCCUUGAUAAAUACUUCCUCAAGAUGAUGGAUAGACUUCUCGAUCUUUUGGAAGUAAAAGAACACCAUGAAAUCAAGGUAAAUAAGAUAUUAAUUUUCUCUUUACCGGCGGCAUACGCGAUUCUCUCAAUUGUACCUUUAAUUAUAUGUAUAUCUUUAUGUAUAAAGGAACUGAAAUCGUUAGGAAAGCUUUUAUCAAGUCUUCCUCAGAAUAUCAGAGAAAAUACUUCGAAAUCUUUAGUAAAAUCUGAAGAUGAAGAUAAUUCAGUUAAGGAUACCAUGAAAUCACAUCAGUUUAAUGUGAAUUGUCUUUAUUUGGCUGCAUUUUUACCAUUGUUUAAUGUUGCUAUUUUCAUUGGCAUUCCUUUGAUUGCAAUUAAGAUGAACAAAGACAUGAAUGAGUUGAAUUAUUGGACACAUUAUUCAACACAACGUGCACAUCAUGCAAUGAUGUCCCUUUCUUUCACUGCUUUAGGAGUUAUUUCAAAUCAUCCACUUUUAACGUUCUUGAGAUCGAAAUCUGAUGAUUUUAUUUAUGUUGCAAAAUAUCACUUGGACCAACUAAGUGAUAUGAAUAACAAUUUGUUAAGAGGAACAGUUAAUAUUUCAUCAAUUGUUGGAUACAUUGAUAACAAUAUAAAAGAAGAAUGCAUUGAUGAUAAUUACCAAUCUGUUGAUCAUGAAGACUUCAAAUGCAGUUCAUUGGACAAUUCAAUUUUAAGAUUGUAUUCUUAUUUGAAUUUGAUACAACAAGAUCCAAGAUCUGCAGAUUUCGGACCACAAUCUGAGAUGGCGAAUGCAUUCCACCUUGCAAAUACUCACAUUAGCAAAAGAGUAUGGCAAACAAGCCUCGAAUUGCAGAAAUUAGGUGAUGAAAGAGUCCAUGAAUUUAGGAUAAACAUGACUAUUUUAUGUUGGACAUCUUUCGGACUUACAAUUUUAAUAACAAUUUUAUCAUAUAUUUUAUUUGGAAAAUUGAAUAUGUUAUUCCAAGGUGAAUUGCAAAUGAUGAGGAGAAUUCCACCUUUGUCACUCACAUUAUCUCAAAAUUUGAUGAAUUACAUCACACAUAAGCGAAAUAUCAAGAAAUCAGAAACAUUGACCGGUAUCAAGAGUGCGGUUGUUAUUUCUCGAGACUCGGUUAUCUUUGUUAACAAGUCAUUGAACAUUGAUUGGAUCAACAAUUCUACAACAAAACUUUUUGGAUACACACCAGACCAGUUAUUAGGUCAACCAGUUCAAACAUUACUUCCAGAAGUUCGAAAUGAAGAAUUCUUCAAAGAGAUCGAGAUGAUGAAGAACGGCCAAUGUGCAUUAGCAUAUGAAGCAUCAUCUACCGCUAUUUCCGAUAAUGAACAGAUCAUUCCAGUCCAUGUCACACUUGUUGGUAUACCAGAGAAUAACUCAAAUAUUCCUAAAGGAUUUGCAGUUAUCAUCCGCGAUGAAACCAUUUUAUCACAACAAAGGAAAGUUGCAGAGAACGCUAAAUCACAAUCAGAAAAACUUUUGUAUCAGAUUCUUCCACGAGACAUUGUUAUUCGAAUCAACAGAGGUGAAACAGAUAUCAAUUUUACCGUUCCAUCAGCAACAAUUGUUUUUAUUGACAUUGUUAAAUUCAGUAAUUAUGCAUCAACACUUAGUCCAUCCGAAAUCAUGGAACAUCUCUCUAUCAUUUUUGCCAAAUUUGAUGUUAUUCUUUUUAAGUACAAUUUACUUACAAAGAUCAAACUUAUUGGAGAUGUUUACAUGGCCGCUGCUGGUUUGUUCAAUCCAGAUGAAAAUCCAGCAAACCACGCAUCCCAAGUUGUCAAUUUCUCACUUGAAUCACUUAAUGCAUUAGAAGAAGCCAACAACCAAUUUAAUUCUAGUCUUCAAGUUCGAAUUGGUGUUAACACCGGUGGUCCAUUGAUUGCAGGUGUUUUGGGCACUGAUAAACUAGUCUUCGAUAUCAUUGGCGAUCCAAUCAAUGUUGCAGCAAGACUUCAGAGCACAGCAAUCCCAGGCACAGUCCAAAUCUCAGAAGAUGUCUUCAACUUGAUCAGUUCGAUGAACUACAACAUCGAAAAGCGUGGUGAAAUCGAACUUAAAGGUAAAGGUAAACGAAUGGCAUAUGCAGUUCGACCUCUUGCCAUGAGUAGUUUCUUCAGCAUCCAAAAUGAUUCAGAAGAAGUGAAAUAA